Molecule: messenger RNA, 725 nt
Organism: Rubroshorea leprosula
Lineage: Eukaryota; Viridiplantae; Streptophyta; Magnoliopsida; Malvales; Dipterocarpaceae
Source: the annotation of a GenBank genome assembly
AUCAGAUGAGAUGGAGAUCAGCAAUAUGAGAAUCGGAGUGAAAAUGUUGGUGUUGUCUUCACUAUAUUUACACGCAUUAUUGAUGGGGUUUGUUAUAGCUGAUUCAGCCAAGGACAAAGAAGAGUGCACGAAUGAGCUGGUAGGACUGGCGACUUGUCUUCCCUAUGUUGGAGGUGAAGCCAAGUCUCCAACACCCGACUGUUGCAGCGGUCUGAAACAAGUCCUCAAGAACAGCAGUAAGUGCUUGUGUCUGAUUAUCAAAGAUAAAAACGAUCCAGAUCUUGGACUUAACAUCAAUGUCACACUUGCUCUGUCUCUGCCUUCUGUUUGCAAUACAGCAGCCAAUAUUUCCAAGUGCCCAGAACUUUUACACUUGGAUCCGAAUUCCCCAGAAGCUCAAGUUUUCUAUCAAUUUGGAAAGAGUGGCGGGCGUGACAGCGCAAGUGGUAGCCCUGUUCCCAGUCCUAGCGGUAACCCCAGUAGCGAGGGGACAGGGGCACUCGAGAACGGUGAUGGGUGGAGCGGACCAAAGAGAUGGUUGGGGUUGGAGAUGGUCACCGAAGGGGGUCUGAUUUGGUAUUUCAUGGCUUCCCACUUGUCACUGUAAUAAUAAAUAUAUUCCGUUGUGUUUUGGCAUUUGGAAUGUAAUGGUUAUGGGAUGAUGUUCACCAUUCAUUUCACUAGACUUUAUCGCCCUGAAUGAAUAAUGAAAAUAUUUUAUAUUA